AGGCUCAACGGGUCUUCCGAAGCACGGAUGGGUCUUAGGGCGUUCUGGUCGCGAAUGGGUCUUCCGGGGUUCUGGAGCGCGGAUGAGUCUUCCGAAGUUCUGGACGUGGAUGGGUAUUCAGAUGACGGGAUGGGUCUUCCGAAGCUCUAUCUUCCGGGGCGUUGAUGGGUCUUCCGAUGACUCAACGGGUCUUCCGGGGCUCUGAUACCAAGUGUUGGAAGACUUAUCGGAAAGCAUCUUCUUUGUCACUUCCUUAGAGUGAAGCCCUGAGGAAUUUGUCUCUAAUGCCUAGGCAAGUUGUUGCUACUGGUGGUGGGGCAGUGGUCCGUGAUAUCAAUUGGAAAUAUAUGAAAAAGGGGCUCACCGUCUAUCUGCAAGUUCCCUUGGAUACUUUGGCACGCCGAAUUGCUGCCGUAGGCAUGGAUUCUCGGCCUCUCUUGGAUUUUGGGUCAGGAGAUGCUUACACAAAGAUAUUCAUGAAUUUGUUUACGCUGUCGAAAAAGAGAAGGCAGGCGUAUAGUAACGCAGAUGUAACGGUUUCUCUUCAGCACAUUGCAACACAAGAAGGUCUUGAAGAUUUAUCUAACAUCACGCCAUCCGCUAUUGCACUGGAGGUACUGGUGCAGAUUCAGGGCUUCCUGCUGCGCAACGAACGCGAAAUGUCCAUAUGAACAUUUUUCUGUUCACAUU
Diospyros lotus (date-plum) is the source of this 690-nucleotide messenger RNA. RefSeq names its product shikimate kinase 1, chloroplastic-like. Gene Ontology annotation, molecular function: shikimate kinase activity. The record is from RefSeq and is a predicted model, not a curated record. Lineage: Eukaryota; Viridiplantae; Streptophyta; Magnoliopsida; Ericales; Ebenaceae. The transcript has 6 exons. Bases 285 to 671 code for a protein of 128 amino acids. Gene Ontology annotation, cellular component: chloroplast.